ACAAUCAUAAACUGGUUAACAGGAGGAAUUAACAUGAGAGUACAGCUCCUCUCUUUGUUGAACUUAUUCCUCUUUAUUGGGAGUCUUCUCGCCAUUCUCAUCUGCUACAAAUUUGAUGACAGCAAUAUGGAACCUUACCGACCACCUCGUCAAAAAAAAGGUACUCCAAAGCCGUCGGAUAUUUCCAAAAGCUCCAAAGUAUACAUUGACAAAAUAGCAAAGCAUUAUUCUAAACCCUGGAAGAAGCAGGAGGAGAAUUACCAAAGAAUGAGAUUACAGCUGAAAAUCAGUUGCAAUGGGUCCAGAAAUGGUAUUCUUACCCAGGAGAACACUCCAAUGGGAACAAAGCUUAUUCAUCAAACGACCAUGCAGGUGACUCCAGAGAUUUUCAAGACUUUUAUAAAGGAGAAUCCUUUCUCUGAUAAAACGUUGGACACCUGUUCAGUUGUUGGGAAUGGUGGGAUCCUGGGGAACAGUGGCUGUGGGAAAAUGAUCGAUUCAGCAGACUUUGUUAUCAGGUGUAACCUAGCUCCUUUAGAAACGGAAUUUGAGAAGGACGUUGGCUCGAAGACUGACCUUGUGACAGCAAACCCGAGUAUCCUCAAUAUCAAUCAUGAGGAACCUCACCGACCACCUCCUCAAAAGAAACAUGCUCCAACGCUGUCAGAAAUUUGCAAAGGCUGCAAGGAAAUCAUUGACAAAGUACAUCAGCGUUACAAUCAAACCUGGAAGAAGAAUGAGAAAAAUCACUUAAAAUUCAGAGACAAUCUGAGAGUUAGGUGCAAUGGCUUUGACAACGCCAUUAUUACUCAGAACAAUACUCCUCUAGGAUCGAAUAUUGUUUACAGUGGGGAAAAGAAGAGGACUCUUCAGGUGAAAUUGGACUUUUUCGACUUGUUUUCGAAGGAGAAUCCUUUAUCAAAUAAGAAAUUGGACACUUGUUCGGUUGUUGGGAAUGGUGGGAUCCUAUCUGACAGUGGCUGUGGAAAAAUGAUUGAUUCAGCUGACUUUGUUAUCAGGUGCAACUUACCUCCUUUGGAAAAUGGAUAUGAGAAAGAUGUUGGCAUCAAAACUGGCCUUGUGACAGCAAACCCAACCAUCUUCUUUAAUAAGUAUGGCUCGCUGGCUGGACGUCGCCUUCCAUUUGUGGAGAGUCUUCGCAAGUACGGCAACUCUCUACUGCUCCUUCCUGCCUUCUCCUUUGGCAUGAAUACUGCUGUGUGUCAGCGGGCUGCAUAUACAAUACAGGACUUUAAAAGCCCUAUUCAACCUGUUUUCUUCAACCCUCAGUACCUUGACAGUCUGGCCCAAUUCUGGCGCUCUGAAGGCCUGAAAGAAGCGCGGCUCAGCACUGGAUUAAUUAUGGUUAGCAUGGCCCUGGAAUUGUGUGAAAAUGUGCAUCUGUAUGGAUUCUGGCCCUUCAGUAAUCACCCAUAUGGCCUCUAUACCCUGACUAACCACUACUAUGAUGACGUACCACCUAAAACGGUUUUCCACUCAAUGCCGGCUGAGUUUGACCACUUGUUGCAGCUUCACACUGAAGGGGUACUCAGGCUUCACCUAGGAGACUGUAAAUCAGAUGAAAAAUAGUUCCCAGGGAUAGACAACAGCACAGAAGCAAAGCACAGAAGCAAGUACCUCUGCUAUAGCCUCAGGAUGAAACUUUAUCACAAAUAUCUCUCACCCUGUAUUCUGAAAUACCUCGAUUACAUGAAGAUCCAUCCAUCCUUUCUCUUGAUUUUUAGACAGAAAACUCUAACGCACACAAUAGGGACUAUUUUGACAAUUUCUUAAAAAAUGUAACCACGAAAAGUACUUUGGUACCAGCAGAAGAUAAAUGUAUAGUGCCUGAUUAAAGUGCAAAAAUAAUAUCACACAACUACCACAUUUGUCCGAUUUUAAGUGAGAUUCAUGCUUUGUGUUUAAUCUGCACCACAGGUACUGUACAGCAUAACUUCAAACCUCCCUGAAACCCAGUGCCAUAAUUCAGUAACUGGACCUGCACUUCCAUAGAAUCGUAAUUAAACACUGAGUGGAUGCAGUCUACAAUGACUGUGAUUGGCCCGAUCAGUGCUGUCACUUCCUAAGCAUUUCUAGCUACUUCUUUUACUGCUGCCAUUUUCUAAAUUGACUGGAAGGGAAUGGAUGAACUUGAAUAGAGAACUUUGCUGGCCACUUUCAUAAGCUACACCCUAGUCUCUGUAUAGAUUCAGUGCACAAUUACAAAUUACACAUAAUUUUCACUAACAUUUCUACAUGUGAUGCAGGCAAGAGGCAAUGGUUUGUGUCCAUUUAUCUUUGUAUUGGUCCUUUGCAAAACAAUUUUUAAAGUCCCAGUGCUGCUGAAUUUCUGACCAUUACUGCUCGCUCCCGUUUCUGUCACUUUGACCAGUCCCACAGUAUUUCUGUCCAACCACACUCUAAGUUUAUUCAAAUUCAGCAAAAGUCUCAAAGUUUUGGCCUUGAUUUGUCUGUUGCAAUGUUUAUCCUUGACCAACAUUUUUCUGUUGAUCCAGGAAUAACACAGGCAUGUGGAUAUCAGAUACAUGUGUUGGCAGGGCAGUGCGGGUUAGGUGUAUUCUGGUCAUACUGGUACUGUUCAUGGCUGUUCGUUGUUGUUUCAUAAACAGUAUGAGAUGAGAGGGAAAAUUAAGUGAACGUGAAUAAAUACUUAUCAAAAAUUUUUGGAACAGUGGAUGCGGUGACAUUCACUUGUGGGUAGUAAUUUCAGAGUCCAAAGUAUUUGGAGCAAUCAACCAUUUAAAUGUUAUAGUGUAGUCAAUGCCAAGUAUUUAGUUUGUCUAAACACAUGUGUAAAGAUGAGAAACUUGACAUAUGUUAAAGAAGAUAGCACUUGCAAUGUUCAAAUCCAAACAAAAGCCAUCACGUGGUUUAUAAAAUGCUGACAUCUGUGUAAAAACAUAUAUUAUUUAUUCAUUUUUUAUAUAUUGAGAUGGUUUGGGCAGAGGUGGAAUAGUGCAUACAUUACACAAAGCAUGUUGAAUAUAGAGCUGCCAGGUAGCAGAAGAAAAGUAAGAGCACAGAGAAGAUUCAUGUAUGUAGUGAAGGAGGACAUGCAGAGGGUUCAUAUGAGAAGGGCACUAGAGAUAGAGUGAGAUGGAGGCAGAUGAUCCAGUGUGGUGACCCCUAAAGGAAGCAGCCAAAAGAAGGAGAUAUUCACGAAUCUAUGUAUGUUGUUCAUUAAUGUUACAACAGACACACACACACACACACAGACACACACACACUGCGAACUACUCUACUCCUGGAAAAAAUUACUCAGCCAAUUGUAAGUCAUCGAUCAUACUGACUGUACAUGAUACAAAGGGUGCUAUGUACUUUUAUAAAACAAACAAAAUCUGUCCCAAGACCACCAGCAUACUUUCUGGAGCUGACAUUUGUGGAGUCAGCAUAUGUCCCAGCAGUGGCCAUCAACAGCCUUUUCAUUGCUAUCACUCAGAGAAUGGACUUUGUUAAACUGUGAUAAAUAUGACAUUGUCUCUAACAAGUACUGACUGACUACUAUCUCCUUACAGUAGGUGUGGAUAUUUGUCUUGACAUACUGGCAGAGAAUCAGUAUGUUUGCUGGUCUGACUAUUUCAUUAUAAUCAAACCAUUGUUCCAGUAAUCAAGAUUAGUGAGUUUGUGAACCCUCAUUUCCUCAUUCAUAGUUAUCACUCCAUGACUAUGUGGACUGUAAAGCAGCUGUCACACUGUUUGCCAGCUUCCCUGCACUGGAAACACUUACUGUAAGUUA
Oreochromis aureus is the source of this 3757-nucleotide messenger RNA. Its product is annotated as alpha-2,8-sialyltransferase 8F-like. Gene Ontology annotation, biological process: oligosaccharide metabolic process; N-glycan processing. The record is from RefSeq and is a predicted model, not a curated record. The transcript has 12 exons. Gene Ontology annotation, molecular function: alpha-N-acetylneuraminate alpha-2,8-sialyltransferase activity. NCBI's taxonomy places the organism in Eukaryota, Metazoa, Chordata, Actinopteri, Cichliformes, Cichlidae. The coding region runs from base 34 to 1590 and encodes 518 amino acids.